GUCUCCCGUGCAUAUCGCCUACCGUUCCUCUCAGGCCCUGUUGUCAAACAUGUUACAACAAGAUGCUCAUCGCGUGCGACGAGAACUACGUGCCCAGAUGGUCGCCUGGUGCACGUAGAAAGAAAGAGCGGGACGAAAAGGAGGCACUUGCCUGGUCCCCAUCUGAGGUCCACUCGAUCGACCUGAUGCUCUCGGCGGGGUACCACCCAUUCGUCUUUGGUGGAGCUCGAGUGGACGAAGUGGAAGUGAAGCGAGGCAAAGGCGCGCCGACGAGAUUAGACGUGGAAAGCGAAAAGACGGAAGAGGUGACCGAGUCAGAUGAGAGUGACAUGCUGGUCUCUCCUGUUGAGCAUGACGUGUCUAUCCCUUUCGGGCCACACAAAUAUCCCUCUGUGAUGAGCCCCUCUGCCGAAGACAGGGCAUUUGCAGACAUACUCCCCGUUUCAAUUUGUCGUCCGCUUCAGGGUGAAAGACCCAUCUCUCCUCCAACCACCUCUCCCGAGAAAAUCAACGGCCGACGGCUGUCCUUCACGGAGCGAUCGUCCUUGAUGUUACAGGCAUGUCUUCGUGGUGGUUCCACAGUCUUGAAGAGCGUGGCGAGUGGAGAGGGGAAUAUGAAUGUCAAAUUGUUGUGACUUUGUCCUCUAUUCUAUCUCUAGGGUUGCGCAGUUUAUGCUUCCUGUACACUAAUGUGCAAU
Molecule: messenger RNA, 698 nt
Organism: Dacryopinax primogenitus
Lineage: Eukaryota; Fungi; Basidiomycota; Dacrymycetes; Dacrymycetales; Dacrymycetaceae
Exons: 1
Coding region: 63-635 (190 amino acids)
Source: RefSeq, a predicted model, not a curated record